This is a messenger RNA of Aureobasidium musti, 1188 nucleotides long. The record is from the annotation of a GenBank genome assembly. Lineage: Eukaryota; Fungi; Ascomycota; Dothideomycetes; Dothideales; Saccotheciaceae.
AUGAGUCAAAAAGCAGCAUCAUCGACAGUCCCAAUCACAGUGACGGAGAUUGAGGAGAUCGCCAAAACCAGAUUGCCGAAGAAUGUCUACGACUACUAUGCAUGCGGUGCGGAUGAACAGAAGGCGCUGGCCAGAAAUUCUUACAUGUUUGACAGACUUCUGAUUACACCACGCGUCAUGAUUGACGUCUCAAAGAUAGACACAAGCACUACACUCUUUGGCAAGCGCCAUCCUUUCCCGGUAGCCUUCGCUCCAAGCGCUAUGCAAAAGCUCUGCCAUCCCAGAGGUGAGCUCGAAGCCGCCGAAGCUGCAGCAAGCACUGGUCUGUCCAUGACACUCUCUUCCCAAUCUACGACCAGUCUUGAAGAUGUGGCAAAUGCAUGCAACAUUUCCAAUCCCGAUGGCCCCGAUUUCUGGUUCCAGCUUUAUCUCACUCAGGAUCCCGAGUAUAGUCUCAAGUUGAUCAAGCGUGCCGAGAAGGCUGGUUAUAAAGCUCUCGCACUGACUGUGGACACUCCAAUCCUCGGCAAUCGCAUCAACGAGAGAAAGACCCCUCUUGUUCUCCCUGAAGGCAUGCAUUUGGGAAACUAUGCACGUCCUAAGGAGGGCAUCAAAGGACCAGCCACCGAGCGUGUCUACCUGAAUGCUCACACAGUCGACGAGGCAAAUGAGAUCAUCAAGAAAGCAGGACCCACCAUGCACAGUUCGAGCCUCACCUGGCAACACACCAUUCCCUGGCUUCGAAAGGCGACCUCCAUGAAGGUCAUCCUCAAGGGUAUCAUGACUGCAGAGGAUGCAAAGCUAGCAGUCGAGCACGGUGCAGACGCCAUUGUCGUCUCGAACCAUGGUGGCAGACAAUUGGACUUGGUCCCAGCUACGAUCGAGGUUCUUCCUGCCAUCGCUGAUGCCGUGGCUGGACGUAUCCCUGUCAUUUUCGACGGAGGUAUCAGGCGUGGAAGCGAUGUGUUCAAGGCAAUCGCACUGGGCGCCGACCUUGUGCUCAUUGGCCGUCCUGUCCUUUGGGGCUUGAGCUACGAUGGAAAGAAGGGAGUCGAGGCCGUGACUAACAUCCUCGAAAGAGAGCUUUCGCGCACAAUGACUCUGGCCGGCGUCAGGACUAUCAAGGAGAUUACAAAGGACAGUUUGGGUAUCGUAAAGAAGGACGGGUUUGGAAUCUCCAAGCUUUGA